AUGUCCAUCCUCGUUCGUCAUCGAAUUGGCGGUUGGCUUCCCCGCGAUCAUCGAAUUCUUCAACGCUGGCUGGCCAAAAAGAUUGCCCAAGUCGAUGCAAACCCACAGCCUUUCCAGCCCGUCAUCCAAGAGUUCCAAAACCUUAUAGAAAGCAACGCCGAUAUUUAUAUGGAUUUCCAUCAAAUGUUCAAUCAAGUACCAACCAAGCCGCCUUACGAUAAAGAUCCGACAGGGAAACCACAGGUUCGCGAUUAUAUGAACAUGUUAGCUUUGUUCAAUCAAGUCAUCACCGAAGCCCCCGACUUCGAAGAAGCCAGUUACGAUGUUGGCUUGGUCGGAUUCCCAAUCAACGCUAUCCUCGAUUGGCCUAUGGGCACACCCGCGGGCCUCUCCGCUUUCUCCAACGACAAAGUGAACGCUCAGUUCAAGAAGAUGUUCGACGUCUGGGCAGCCUUUCUCACUUCAUCCGCCUCCCGCUAUGUCCUCACCACCGACACGACCGGAUGGUUUGGCCCCAACGCUAGUGAAGCGAUGCCCAAUUUUGCACAGACAUACGUGUGCGAUCCCACCGCGCAAUAUUACGGAUUCAGGUCCUGGGACGAUUUCUUCACCAGGCUCUUCCAACCUGGCGUCCACCCCGUCAUGUUCCCCGAUGAUGACCGCAUCGUCAUCAGUGCUUGCGAGUCCACCGUUUACAAGACGGCAUCCAACAUUAAAGCGCUUGACACGUUCUGGCUUAAAGGCGAACCGUAUUCACUUAACCAUAUGCUCAACAACGACCCCUUUGUACCCCAAUUCGUCGGCGGGACCGUCUAUCAAGCUUUCCUCAGCGCCACCAAAUACCAUCGCUGGCACAGUCCAGUGAACGGUACAGUCACAAAGACCGUCAUGAUCCCAGGUACAUACUACGCUGAGUCUCCCGCCAUGGGAUUCCCGAACCCAGACCCUGGCGCUCCCGACCUUUCGCAAGGCUUCAUCACUGCUAUAGCCGCUCGUUCGCUCAUCUUUAUUCAAGCCGAUAACCGGGGCAUCGGUUUGAUGUGCUUUGUAGCUGUGGGAAUGGCAGAGGUGUCGACGUGUGAGAUCACCGUUAAGGAAGGCCAGGUGCUCAAGAAGGGUGACGAGAUGGGGAUGUUCCACUUUGGCGGAUCUACACAUUGCCUCAUAUUUCGGCCUGGCGCAAGCGUUACAUUCAAUCCGGACUAUCCUGUCGGCGCAGAUGUCCCGCUCCACGCUCCCAUUGUAACCAUCGCUUGA
Messenger RNA from Desarmillaria tabescens, 1257 nucleotides. Its product is annotated as phosphatidylserine decarboxylase-like protein. Gene Ontology annotation, molecular function: phosphatidylserine decarboxylase activity. The record is from RefSeq and is a predicted model, not a curated record. Bases 1 to 1257 code for a protein of 418 amino acids. The transcript is spliced from 2 exons. Lineage: Eukaryota; Fungi; Basidiomycota; Agaricomycetes; Agaricales; Physalacriaceae. Gene Ontology annotation, biological process: phospholipid biosynthetic process.